AUGACCAUUUUCUUCAUGUAUCUCAUGCUAUUGAUGGUCAUGGUUGGAUUUCAAGAAUGUGUCUCAACUCAAAGUGAAAUGGUUGCUCCACCAGAGGUUACACAGCACAACGAUACUCUGUACGCAGCAUGCAGAAUGAGACCAAGCACAACACUCGCUGAGGAUCUGCCUAAGGUGUAUGGGCAUGUGCUUUUCAAGCAGGAAUACCCUCAGGGAAUCCUAAAAGUUCUUCUCCAUCUCAAAGGAUUCCCAAGAGGGAGAAUCCCAAAGCCCAGAUCAGUGCACAUCCACCAGUAUGGAGACAUCAGCCAGGGAUGUGACUCUACUGGUGGCCACUACAAUCCACUCAAUGUACAUCACCCCAACCACCCAGGAGACUUCGGUAACUUUGCAAACCCUCAUGGAAGAAUCAAUGUAGUAAUUGAUUCUAACGCAACUCUGUUUGGGGAACUGUCACUGAUGGGAAGAGCAGUGAUUGUCCAUGAAAAGAUGGAUGACUUAGGGCGUGGUGGUGAUGCUGGGAGCCUGCUUUAUGGAAAUGCUGGCCGGAGGCUUGGGUGUUGUGUUAUUGGGAUUUCUUCUCCCAAACUCUGGAAUAUGUACUAUAAUGCAUAG
This is a messenger RNA of Lampris incognitus (smalleye Pacific opah), 615 nucleotides long. RefSeq names its product extracellular superoxide dismutase [Cu-Zn]-like. NCBI's taxonomy places the organism in Eukaryota, Metazoa, Chordata, Actinopteri, Lampriformes, Lampridae. The coding region runs from base 1 to 615 and encodes 204 amino acids. Gene Ontology annotation, biological process: removal of superoxide radicals. The record is from RefSeq and is a predicted model, not a curated record. The transcript has a single exon. Gene Ontology annotation, molecular function: superoxide dismutase activity; copper ion binding.